Bradysia coprophila is the source of this 4690-nucleotide messenger RNA. RefSeq names its product annexin B10-like. The record is from RefSeq and is a predicted model, not a curated record. Gene Ontology annotation, molecular function: calcium-dependent phospholipid binding; phosphatidylserine binding; calcium ion binding. NCBI's taxonomy places the organism in Eukaryota, Metazoa, Arthropoda, Insecta, Diptera, Sciaridae. Gene Ontology annotation, cellular component: nucleus; vesicle membrane; plasma membrane.
CAUGUCACUUCCACUAUCGUACGCUCAUCCGAAAACCGAUUUCUACUCAAAUUAAUUCAUCAGUCUAACCACGUUUAUCAUACGCUACAGACCGCAAUAAAUUCCAAAGUGAACCAUCAUCGUCUCUUCCUCAAUUAAUUUGAGUGUUGCGUUUCAUACACAAAAGUUGUUGUUGCGUUGAUUUAAUCAAUUUUAAAUUGAUUUUUGUUACUUUUGAAGGAAAGUUAUACGACGAUGGCACAUACAGCUGAACCAACAAUCGUUCCAAUUGACGAUUUCAAUGCCAAUGCCGAUGGUGAUGCAUUGCGGGCGGCCAUGAAAGGUCUUGGUACGGAUGAAGAAGAAAUCAUUGAAAUUUUAACGACACGUUCCAAUCAUCAACGUCAAGAAAUCGCUACCUAUUUCACCAAUGAACUGAAUCGUGAUCUGAUUGAUGAUUUAAAAGGUGAACUGGGUGGAAACUUUGAAAAUGUUAUUGUCGCCCUAAUGACGGAACCCGAUCAAUAUUUAUGCCAAGAAUUGAAUAAAGCAAUGGAAGGAGCCGGAACGAAUGAAAAUGUUUUGGUAGAAAUUUUGUGCACAAAGACGAAUGAUGAAGUUAAGCGGUUGGUGGAAGUGUAUGAGGAGAUGUAUAAUCGUCCUCUUGCUGAACAUAUGUGUAGUGAAACUGAUGGCCAUUUCCGUCGUCUGUUGACCCUAAUUAUUACCGGUGUGAGAGAUGAAACUGGUGAAGUGGACGCUGAAUUAGCUAAAGAACAAGCGGAGACAUUGUAUGCUGCUGGGGAGGGAAAAUUGGGCACCGAUGAGGAUGCAUUCAAUAGGAUUCUAGCCCAUGGUAGCUUUGAACAUUUGCGACUUGUAUUCGAAGAAUACAAACAAUUGUCGGGUCAAACGAUUGAACAUGCUAUUGACCACGAAUUGGCUGGAGAUUUGAAGGACGCAAUAAAGGCUAUUGUUGAAUGCGUUCAAUCGCCAGCCGCAUUUUUUGCGAGAGAAUUGCACGAAGCGAUCGAUGGGUUAGGUACCGACGAUAGUACACUAAUUCGAAUCAUUGUCAGCCGAUCAGAGAUUGAUUUGGGAAGCAUUAAAGCAGAAUACGAGCGAAUAUACGAUCGCACAUUAUUAAGUGCUGUCAAGAACGAAACAACUGGAGACUAUAAUCGUGCGCUGUGCGCCAUCAUUGGAAGUGCUUAAAGCAGAUGAAAUUUCAAAGUAAAAUCAACUUUACGGUUACCUCCACCCAUCUAAUUGUUAGUAGGCUUGUUAGGCUAUUUUGGAGCACAAAAAAUUGUCAAAAUUAUAUUAUAUUAGUGCUAUAAUUAUAUGAAUUCAAGUACCUACCUAGGUCAUAAGAAGAAAUGAAUUUUAAAAUAUUUACAAUAAUUAUGGGGUCAGCAUCAGUUACAUAUAUAUACGAGUGAAUGCAAUUCAUUAACGACAGAAAAGUUAAUUGAUAUAAAUGGAUCAUUCCACCCUAUGCAUUCCAUCGCAAGUGACAACUUACACAUCUAGUGCCUAAAAGAGCAUUUAUCAUUCGGUUGCAUAAAUAACUAUUAAGCCACCGAGUGAUAAUAGUUAUUUAUGCAACCAGCUGCGAAAGGUGAACUUUCGAAAUGCAAACUUACCACAAAUUUGUUUACAACAAAAUUCGAAAUUUUUUAAAUUACUUUAAUCCAAGGUAAAUAUAUGGGCGGAGGUAAUGCCAUAUAUAACCGAAUCAGUGGCACGAAAUUUCGCUAUAAACGCCAUCUCUCCCUGUCUUUAAAAUCACAAAAUUGCCGCCCAUAUAUUUACCUUGCUUUAAUCAUAGAAGCCCAGCCUGUCAAGUAAUCAUUUACAGUCAUUAUGUAAGGUCCCUGACCGUGAUUUGCGGACGCGAAAAUCUGACCAUGAUUUGCUUAUGUAAAUUUACAUGUAAAACAUGUAAUUAUACCGCAAAUCACGAUUCUCUUGGACCGUGAUUUGCGGUAUGAUUUGUAUAACGUUUUGGAAUACCACCAAAUAUCGGUCUCUAUUGAACUUCAUAUAAAAUACCACAAAUGACGGACACCAUACCGCCAAGCUCGAUCCAAUUAAAAUAUUAAACUUAUUUAAAGAAAUUUUGCAAUUAUUUAUUAAUUAGUGAUUAACUGCUAAGCCAAAUGUUCAAUCUUCACAAUAAAGUUAGCCACUACUCCUGGAUAUAAAAGGAUUCCAAGAAAAAGACGCACAAAGUUAAAAAUUGUCACAAUACCACAAAUCACGGUCAGGGACCUUAAUUAGAAAAUACGGUAUCACGUUACUUGUGUAUUAAUUCGCACAGUUUUGGUGAAAAUUUGAUUUUUUUCCGAGUAAUUUAAGUGAAUCUCUGCAAUCAAUUCGGUUCGGUUGAGUUGAAAUUCUUAAAACGAUGCUAAUGUUUUAACACAUUAUUUUUAUUUGGCUGCAUAUUAGUGAAAAAAACGAAAAAAGACCAUGCAUACGUCACCCAAAUCACGCAUAGUUCAAAGUUCACUUUUCGCAGCGCCGUUGCAUAAAACGUUGUAUGCAACUAGUUGCGAAACGAGGUUGUUGUCACACGAUGUGGUUACCAUACUCGCUUCGCUAGUUUGAUAACAAUCACAUCUAGUGACGAAAAGACCCUCUUUUCGCAACUAGUUGCAUAAAUUACUAUUGCACCGAGAUUCAUACAACGUUUUAUGCAACAGAAUGAUUUAAAAUUCGCAGUUUGAGAUGCGUCUCUGUUGCAUAAAUCGCUGUCUGAAUGUAUUACACAAAGUAAUUUGCACUCGAUGUCACAUACUGAGUAUAAUCAGUAUGUAACUUGACGAUAAAUGCGUCUUUAGACACACGCUGUGUGAUUGUCACUCGAGGGCGCAGAUUACAAAAAUAACUAUUUUAUUUACGAAGUAAUCAGAUAUUCCCAACAUGAGUAAGAAAACGGUUGAUUUGAAACUUGUUGCAUUAUCGGUUGUGUGGGAGGCUCUUCUUUGCUUUGUUACAUUUCUGAAAUGUGUGUACACAGUUACGUAUUGUUUUUUGAUCACAAAGGCAACAACUCAAUUUUAUCAGCAGACCAUAUUCUGUUUAACUAGCUUGGGGUCUAACAACACAUUCAAUGCAGAAUCAAAAAUGGUCUUUACUUGUCUCAGACUAGAUCGUGACACAACACAUCACAUCACAACAUUUUGUCCAAACUAACUAAGAGACUAACAUCUGAUUCUAUACUUUUUUCUGUUUCGAAAUAGAUUGUGGAUUCGAACACUAUUUCGCAGGACUUUCAAUGAUUGACGCUGUCGGCAAGUCGGUCACUUCUAUCACUUCGCCGAACAAUAUUUUUAAGGACAAUGGUGAUCGAAAAUUUAAUUUCCUAACAAAUGAUUUUGAUUUUUAAAUUUCAUAUCUCAAAGGACUGACUCGAAUGCAUCGCUGACUUUUGCGGUAGCGACGAUAACAAUUUCCAAAAUCUAUUCAUUGGCUUCAAAAUAUUAGAUUUAGUAACUGCCGUGCACAAUGUGAAACAAUACCAAGUAAAUUGGAUGGACAUUGAAGGGUGAAACGUUUCUAACGUCGUUUUUCUAGGUGUAGUCUUCCAAGUUUGCUGUAUAAGUUGUAAAACUAGGGUUUGGCAAUUUUGCCCGGCUAUACAAAAUCGUUUCGAAUGAAGAAAUCGGGAAAAAUAUUACAAAAAUCUAUGCGUAUCACUUUGAAAAUGCAAAUAUACCUUUGAGUGUGUGUAUGUAACUGAUAAUCCCACGUCUAAACUUUAUCUUGAAUUGAUUCGCACAUAUCGUAAACUACCAAUCGUAACUAGAGGCUCUGUUUUUUUUAGGAAAGUUUUGUGCCAUAAAUUCCUUAAAAUUACAGUCAACUUCAGUAAAAUUUUGACAUGAAUUUGCUUCAGCUGUUUUUCAGCUGGUACACAAAAAAACUGCUCGUACCACGCGCUCGUGUGUGUAACUACUUUACUCAUGUAAAGUAUGAGUGGAACAGCUGAAAAACAGCUGAUGCAAAUUCAUGUCUGUUGUCGACUGUAAUGUGAAAUCGACGGGUGUCACACUUCUGGGAUAACAAAUCAGAAUAAUUGGAACAAAACUUUGAGAAAUGAAAUAAAACUCAGGACUUUUUAUUGUCCUAAAGUUUAGGGAAAUAAUUGUUUUACAUAUUUUUAGACUAACAAAGGUACUGAAUCAAUUAUCAAGGAUCAUUUUGACUUGAGCUAUGAAAGAUUUUGUUAAUAAUACAAAUUGGAUUACAAUUCAGAGAAAAAUAAGAAGUCUAUUCAACCACUUGUGCCACAUUCGAUAUCCACGUUACUAUGCAUACAAACACUAUUAUGUAUAUGCUUUAGUGUGUGUGGAACUAGUUGGAUUAUAAACGUUGAAUCGGUGACUUUGACUUCUUAUUUUUCUCUGACUGUGAAUGAGGUACAUCACCCCUCAUGUGACAUUAUGGAAAUUUGUGAAAAUGUAGCCAAAUGAUCUUCUUCAACAUAAUAGACUAGAACCUUAGGAGCCACGUAGAGAUACGAUUGGGGUUACAAAUUUUGAAAUUUUUCGUAUUUUCGUUAACAACUAUUUUUGCUAGAAAGUGUGGCUUUUAAAAUAAGACUUAAAAGUAAAUGUAAAUGUAUUGGUUGCCUUUUUGAACCGAGUUGGCCUUUUAAAAAGAGAAAUUGUAAGACAGGAAAAGUUGAUAAGAGAAAGUUUUA